AUGAAGAUUCCUGAAGUAAAGGAUCUUAUAUCAGAACUGUUGGUACCACCUUUGGGAUCCUACAUUAUGUAUGAUUUUGAUGGCAAUGAUUUGAUUAGUUAUGAUGUAAAUGAUGCAAGAAGGAGAGUUUUUCGUUUCGUUUUCGAGCUUUUUCCCUUAUACUUGAUUGUUCUACCUCUCAUUGAGUUGUUUAGCUCAACCAUAAUCAUAAAUAUUGCAGCAAAGAUAUGUACAGGAAACAUGGAAUCAGUGGCAAAUCACUAUAUAGUUACUAAUGGAUUUGACUAUGAUACUGUCACACAAAAGGGCCUUAUUAUAAACUUCAUGUCAGCAGGGUUUCAUGCAGUGAUUUUUUUAGCUUUGCUUAACAAGUAUCUAGAUUGGAGUGUUUCAUGGAACAUGGGCAUGGUGAUUUCUGUUUUGGAAGGCGAAAAUGGAAUCGAUGCGUUAGAAUUAUCAGCUUACUAUGGGAAGCAUUGCAAGCAAAUCGGGUUUCGAUUGAUGCUUGUUUUCUUUGUAUAUAGUGUUGCUCUGAGGAUUCCAUUUGUGCUUGUUAGUAUGUGUAAUUAUGUAAAUGUUAGAAUUGUAGUCACUGUUGGGUUAGUUUGCUUAGGGAGUUUGGUGAAGUGGGUUGCUCUUGUGCUGUAUUUUUAUGAUUGUAAAGCACAAGUGUGGUUAAAGAAGGAUGAUGAGGUUGGUGAAGCUGUGAAAACUGAUGAUCUUUGUUAA
This is a messenger RNA of Beta vulgaris subsp. vulgaris (sugar beet), 729 nucleotides long. RefSeq lists its product as uncharacterized. The transcript is spliced from 2 exons. The record is from RefSeq and is a predicted model, not a curated record. Lineage: Eukaryota; Viridiplantae; Streptophyta; Magnoliopsida; Caryophyllales; Amaranthaceae. The coding region runs from base 1 to 729 and encodes 242 amino acids.